This is a messenger RNA of Aspergillus nomiae NRRL 13137, 402 nucleotides long. Its product is annotated as 40S ribosomal protein eS24. The coding region runs from base 1 to 402 and encodes 133 amino acids. The transcript is spliced from 3 exons. Gene Ontology annotation, cellular component: ribosome. Gene Ontology annotation, biological process: translation. NCBI's taxonomy places the organism in Eukaryota, Fungi, Ascomycota, Eurotiomycetes, Eurotiales, Aspergillaceae. The record is from RefSeq and is a predicted model, not a curated record. Gene Ontology annotation, molecular function: structural constituent of ribosome.
AUGGCCGACACUCCCGUUACCCUGCGGACUCGCAAGUUCAUCCGCAACCCCCUGCUUGCUCGUAAGCAGAUGGUCGUUGACGUCCUCCACCCCAACCGCGCCAACGUCUCCAAGGAUGAGCUCCGCGGCAAGCUCGCCGACCUGUACAAGGCCAACAAGGACCAGGUCUCCGUCUUCGGCUUCCGUACGCAAUACGGUGGUGGCAAGAGCACUGGCUUCGCCCUCGUCUACGACUCCCAGGAGGCCCUGAAGAAGUUCGAGCCUCACUACCGUCUCGUCCGUAUCGGAGCUGCCGAGAAGAUCGAGAAGGCCAGCAGACAGCAGCGCAAGCAGCGCAAGAACCGUUCCAAGAAGUUCCGCGGUACCGCCAAGACCAAGGGCCCCAAGAAGUCCAAGAACUAA